AUGGCAGAUAAUCCCCCAAUCGAUAUUAUUCGUUCAACAGAUCGUGACCGAGAUCCGGCCGCUGAGGACCCUCUAUACAAGAGGGAUCAUCGACAGGAUCUGAAUGAGUCAACGCCAGUAGCAGAACCGGACCACAAAAAUUCCCAAGAUGUGCCUGAUGGCGGUUAUGGAUGGGUCUGUGUGGCUUGUGUAUUCUGGAUCAAUGCGCACACUUGGGGCAUCAACAGUAGCUACGGGGUCUUUCUUUCUUAUUAUCUCUCACACGAUGUCUUCCCUAACACUAGUGCGCUGUCGUACGCCUUUACUGGUGGUCUGAGUAUCUCCUGCGCGCUCCUCGUUGCACCUCUGGCCACACAUCUGAUCCACCUCUUCGGAACGCGGUCCGUCCUCAACCUAGGCGUCUUCUUCGAAACCCUCUCCUUGAUUGGAUCCUCCUUCGCCACGCAAAAGUGGCAUAUCUUCCUUAGUCAGGGCGUCUGUUUCGGAUGGGGCAUGGGCUUCCUGUUCGUUGGUAGCGUGGGGAUCACUCCGCAGUGGUUCCAACGGCGAAGAAGUCUUGCAAUGGGCAUCAACGCCGCCGGCUCAGGACUGGGAGGCCUGAUCUGGUCUCUAGCGGUAGGCGCCAUGAUUCCCUGUCUUGGUCUAGGUUGGACAUUCCGAAUCCUCGGCCUUAUCGCCUGCGUAGUCAACCUGGUCUGCGCCAAUCUCCUCAGAGACCGCAACAAAGCCGUCGGCAGCCGCUUCAAAGCCUUCCACAUGCCCCUGCUGAAACGGCCAGAGUUCCUCCUGUUCCUCGGUUGGGGCAUCCUAACCAUGCUCGGCUACGUCGCACUUCUCUUCAGCAUCGCCAACUUCGCCCUCUCCGUCGGCCUCUCCCCGCACCAGGGCAGCAUCGUCAGCGCCUUGCUCAACCUCGGCCAAGGACUCGGCCGUCCCUUUGUGGGCAUGUUCAGCGAUAAGUUCGGCCGCAUCAACAUCGCCACUUUCCUCUCUUUCCUCUGCGGCCUGUUCUGCCUCGUGAUCUGGAUCUUCGCCCGGAGCAUGGGUCUCGUUUCCUUCUUCGCCGUCCUCGUCGGCACUGUCGCAGGCACAUACUGGGCUACCUGUACCCCCGUGGCGGCCGAGAUCCUCGGUCUCCGGGACCUUCCCAGCGGCCUCAGCAUCACCUGGCUGACUCUCGUGCCUCCAACGACGGUCUCAGAGGCGAUCGCCCUAUUGCUGCGCGAUAACAAGUCCACAGAUUCGAAGUAUCUAAGGGUGCAGAUCUUCACGGGCUUCAUGUAUAUCGGCAGUGCCCUGUGUCUUUGGCUUGUCCGAGGCUGGAAAGUAGGCGACUUGGCUCGCGCCAAGGAAGAAGCUAUCGCUGCGGUUGACCCCCGACAAGCAGGUGAUGGUGCGGCUGGGAAUGUGCCUUCUGCCGAGCCAGCCGAGGACGCUGAAACCGAGAAACAUGGUCAAGCGGUUGAUCCUGCAUUCUCCAUGCGCGGGACGUCGAAUCUGAACCCCUGGACGCCUGCAACCUUGUUACGUGGAAUGGUGGCUUUAAAGCGGGUAUGA
Messenger RNA from Aspergillus udagawae, 1557 nucleotides. RefSeq names its product MCT family MFS transporter. Gene Ontology annotation, biological process: transmembrane transport. Lineage: Eukaryota; Fungi; Ascomycota; Eurotiomycetes; Eurotiales; Aspergillaceae. Bases 1 to 1557 code for a protein of 518 amino acids. The record is from RefSeq and is a predicted model, not a curated record. The transcript has 2 exons. Gene Ontology annotation, molecular function: transmembrane transporter activity.